ACUCAGCAUCACAGCAACAAUGGCCUCAUCAGUCCUGGGGAUGGUCAAGGAGGAGGUGACCUGUCCUAUCUGUCUGGACCUCAUGGUGGAGCCUGUGAGUGCAGAUUGUGGUCACAGCUUCUGCCGAGCCUGCAUCACACUGAACUAUGAGUCCAACAAACACGAAGAAGGAGAGAGCAUCUGCCCUGUAUGUCGAGAUAGUUACCUGUUUGGGAAUCUGAGGCCUAAUUGGCAUUUGGCCAACAUAGUGGAGAGGCUAACAGGGUUCAAGACAAGCUCAGGGGAGGAGCAGAAGGUGAAUGUCUGUGCACAACAUGGAGAGAAACUCCAGCUCUUCUGUGAGAAGGACAUGAUGGCCAUCUGCUGGCUUUGUGAGAGAUCUCAGGAGUACUGUGGUCACCAUACAGUUCUCAUUGAAGAGGUGGCCACUAAAUACAAGGCGAUGCUCCAGUCUGCCCUGGAGAUGCAGAUGGCUAAUGAGGAAAGAUGUGACCAGUGGGAAGAUGACCUUCAAAAGGAGAGAACUUUCUGGGAGAAAAAAAUACAGAGCAAUGUAGAAAAGGUCCAGAAGAAGUUUAAAGAAAUGCACGAAUUCCUGUAUUCGGAGGAGAAGAAUAAGCUGCAGAAGCUGAGGCAAAAGGAGGAAGACAUUGUCAAAAGACUGGAAAAGUCUGAAAAUGAUCUGGUGAAGCAGAGGGAGUCAGUGAGUGACCUCAUCUCAGAUCUGGAGCAUGGGUUGCAGUGCUCAUCCAUAGAGAUGCUGCAGGGUGUGAAUCAUGUCCUAACAAGGAGUCAGACCUUAAGUCUGAAACAGCCCAAAAUGAUUCCAAGAAAACAGAGAAAGAUCUUCCGAGCUCCGGAUCUGAAAGGCAUGAUGCAAGUCUUUCAAGGGCUCCGGGAUGCCCAGCGCUACUGGGUUCAUGUGAACCUGCUUCAACUUAACAAUAAAAACAUUGUCAUUAACGUGGACAAAAGACAAAUACGACAUAGAAGUGGCUAUAGAAGAAAUUUGCAAGUUUCUGAGUCCUAUGAUUUAGGUGUCCUAGGGUAUCCAGCUAUCUACUCAGGGAAACAUUACUGGGAAGUGGACGUGUCUAGAUGUGAUGCCUGGAUCCUGGGAAUAAAUGAUGGAAGAUGUGCUCAACCCCAGCUUCAUGGAGUGAAUCAAAAGGGCUUCAGAGUCAUAAAAAAUUCUGUUGUUAAACAGGAUGUAAGAUAUCAGCCCCAAUAUGGCUACUGGGUUAUAGGAAUUACAAACAGGUCUGUAUAUAAUGUCUUUGAGGUGUGCUCUGUCCCUCAAAAUGCUAGUGUCUCAUUCCCUUCUCUGACUGGCUCUCCCACUCGUAUUGGAGUUUUCCUGGACCGAGAAGCUUGUACUCUCUUGUUUUAUGAUGUUUCCAACCAUGGAGCUCCUAUCCAUAGAUUCUGCGACUGUUCUUCCUCUGGUGCGCUUUAUCCAUAUUUUAACCCUAUGGAGUCAUCAGAGCCAAUGACAGUCUGUGGACCACCCUCCUAA
Messenger RNA from Microtus ochrogaster (prairie vole), 1516 nucleotides. RefSeq names its product E3 ubiquitin-protein ligase Trim30alpha-like. Lineage: Eukaryota; Metazoa; Chordata; Mammalia; Rodentia; Cricetidae. The record is from RefSeq and is a predicted model, not a curated record. Gene Ontology annotation, molecular function: zinc ion binding; protein binding.